Penicillium pulvis is the source of this 1032-nucleotide messenger RNA. RefSeq lists its product as uncharacterized. Lineage: Eukaryota; Fungi; Ascomycota; Eurotiomycetes; Eurotiales; Aspergillaceae. Gene Ontology annotation, cellular component: Golgi membrane. The coding region runs from base 1 to 1032 and encodes 343 amino acids. The record is from RefSeq and is a predicted model, not a curated record. The transcript has a single exon. Gene Ontology annotation, biological process: protein N-linked glycosylation. Gene Ontology annotation, molecular function: glycosyltransferase activity.
AUGUUUGUUCAGGUAAUAUUGAGUCCUGCCGAGCGUCGUUCCUCAUGGCGACAAUCCAUUAUCUACCCAGGUGGCAUUGAUGGAAUGGAAAGACAACAAACCAAGACAUCCAUUGAAUCAUCCACCUAUCAAGCAACAGCAGAGAAAAUCCACAGGAUCCUGCCUGGUUGGCAUUCAUCUACGAAACCGAAAAAGAUUGUCAUGGUGACUGGAAGCACUGGCACAGAUCGCAUGUUAGGAAUACCGCACAUCAAGGACAUGAUCUAUGAGAACCGGAAAACAUAUGCUGAAAUCCACGGACUCGAGUUCAUGUGGGCGAACAUGACGAGUUACAAUUUACCCGACGGUUCUCCGAUCUACUGGAACAAGAUUCCCAUCUUGAAAGAAGCGUUCGUGCGCUUUCCCGAUGCCGAGUGGAUUUGGUGGAUGGACAUGGACAUUAUUAUCAUGAACACGUCACUCAGCAUCUACGAUCAUGUCCUUUCACCGAAAGGAAUGGCACGUAAUGUUCUCCUCAACGAAUCCAUCCAUACUGCUGGCGGUGGCGAUCUUGGCCAGAGUACCCCAUCGACAUACAAACACGAAGAUAUCAACUUCGUCAUCUCCAAAGAUGCUUGGGGUAUGGUCGUUGGGAACUUUCUUAUGCGCCGCGGCACAUGGAGCGAUUGGUUGCUGGAUUUGUGGAUCGAGCCCCUGUACAUUGCUCAAGGCUGGACAUUUCCUGAGAAUGAUGCAUGGACGCACAUGUGGAAGCACCACAAAAUAGUCCAGGAACACUCGGUCUGCAUGAAUCAGCGUUCUAUGAAUGCGUACCCGGAUUACAAUCUUCUUGGGGAACAUUGGACACAAGGUGACCAUAUAGUUCAUUUUGCGGGCUGUGGUGAUCACCCAAUUUGUGAAACAGAAUGGAAUAAGUAUUGGGACAUGCGUGAGAAACCUGAAGUGCCUGCCUCUGUUCAGAGCAAGCUGCGAGAUGGUACUGCUGAAAUCGAGGAUGUCCAGGGAGGAGUGGGACUUCCGGGUGAUUUCUGA